CGCAGGAGUCCAACUCGAGCCGUAACUUGGCGGAUUAUAUCCCUCUGUCGUUUGACGUUUGUUGUCGCGGUUAUCGGUUUCGUUUGGGCAUCAGUAUAAUGGACAUACAAUAGUUCUAUAGACUGUGACGCUCCUCAGCACCAGCUUGGAUUCUGUGGAAUUCCAAAGGCACCUUUGACGCCUCAGGCUCCACCAUGGAUUUCUUUGACGACCCCAACCUUUUUGUUGGAGGGCUAGCGGAGCUGGAUGAGGAAAGCUUUGCCCCUGGACCAUCACUCGUGGAUGAGCUGAAUCUUGGCACCGACUUUGAGCCCCUCCAAGUGGAGUCCCUGGGCCCAGGGAAGAACCAGGGAAUGGUUGUUCCAGCCUCAUCCGCAUCCUCCCAACAAGCCAUGCCUGCUUACAGACCGCAGAUGAGCCACUACACAGCUAUUAAGACACAUAACCCUUUGGGACAGGCCUUUCCUGGCACUGGGGGCACAGGUGGUGGCAUGAUUGCACAGCAACAUGGCCAGUAUCACAGUGUCUCCAUGAGCCAAGCUCCUCAGUCCAAUGGGCUGUUCUGUAACAGCAGCAGUCCAGUAUGGGGCAGUCAAGACCAGAAUGGCAAUAUGUACCACCCUUUGUCUCAACAACAUCAGCAGCAACUGCACAACCAGCAGCUUCAUCUUAGACAACAACAAACACAGCAACAUCAACCCCACCCAUGUCAUCAGCAGCAACAGAGGAUGCAGCACCUACAGCAUCAGCAGCAACAAGGCCAUCAUCAACAGCUGAUAAACCAGCAUCAACAAAUUAACACUCAAGCUCUCCGCCUGCAGCAACAGCAUCACAACUUCCCCUUUCACCAGGGAGGUCAUCUUCAGAGUCAACAACAUGUUCACCAUAGUCAACAGCAGGUCCAACAUCAGCUCACUAUAGGAGGAGCAAGGUUCCAUCCUAGGGCUGUACCCACAUCUGGAGCUCUGCCUAGUAAGUCUUAUUUGGAGACCCAGCAUGUCUCCUUGGCUGGGACUGCACUCCAGCAGCAGCAACAGCAGAGUGGCUACCAACUACCCAGGGGAGGUCAAGCCUUCCCUGGACCAGGACCAGAAGACCAAAGCCUGUCCUUUUCCAUUCAGUCGUCACCCGUGGCUCAUAGCCUUCCUGCAUGCUCGGUCAGCUCUGCCACUGCCUACCAACCUUCUCAGUACCCCGCUUACCCUGGAGAGCCAGACAUACCCAGUCUUGGUCAACAGUCUUUACCCUCAGUCUCUGGACCCAGCACUACUGGUUCCCUCUCUUCCUCAGUGUCUGAUCUCUCAGGGACUGGAUGUGAAUUUUCAUCUACACAAGUAAUGGGUCAGCAGCAAACUCAGGUCUCGGCUAACCAGGCUGAGGACUGCCCUUUCCGGACAUUGCACUGUUCCGAACAGACCCAGGGGAGCUACAGUUCAUCAGAGAUGUUUAGUCCAACUUUGAACUGUUACCCUAGUGUGGCCAGCCAUACGCCCUCUGAGCAGUCUCAGAGCUGCGGGGCCACUGGUGUUCUAGCCACCACCAGUAACGGAUACCAGAAACUAGAAGAGGGCAUCCUCCCGUCAGAGUCUCAGGGGGGAGAAUUUGAGGGCUUAGAAGCUCCCGACCUUCUUCCUGACCUGCUUCCUCAGCUUGAGGCUGCUCUCAGCCAACAGGAUGAAUCCAACUGUCCCUGGACCAAUGGUGGCAAGGAGGAAAGACAAGAUCACAGGAAAGCCCUAUCUAAGGAAUACAAGGAAGAAAAGCCUCGUAAGAACGCUAAUGGUCCGGGCAGCCAGGUGCGAGUCCUUAGCCCCGCAUUGAAGAGUAGCUCGUCCUCCUCAUCUUCUUCCUCAUCAACUUCAUCAUCCUCCAGCUCAUCAUUGGAAAAGAGGACCCAGCGGCGUACACAUCAGCAGAUGGAGGUGGCUGUGGAGGACAAGCAGGAGAAGGCCAACAGGAUAAUUUCAGAGGCCAUUGCCAAGGCUCGUCAGCGGGGGGAGAAAAACAUUCCCAGAGUGAUGAGUCCUGAGAGCUUCCCCAGCUCCUCCUCCCAGCACAAAGGACAUCAUGACCGGGAGUACAAGGAGAACAGCAAGGCCAGGCCCAAAGACAAGACCUCUAGGAAAGCCCGGAUCAUGCCUUCAUCCAAGCCCAAGCAGAAGGCAAAGAUCGGGAAAAUUGUCAUCAAGAUCGGGAAGAAGAAAAAGCGAAAGCCUGAGUCGUCAGAGGAGGAAUCAGACGAUGACCCUCCCCCUCGACGCUCCUUUAAAGAUGAUGACUCUAAGAGGCGUUCAAACCGCCAGGUGAAGAGGAAGAAGUACGCUGAGGAGUUGGAGGCCAGGCUGUCGGACGACGAGGUCAAAGUCAUUGUCAAAGCCAAGAAGAGCAAUACCUCGGCACGCAAGGAGCCUGCACUUCAGCUGUUUGUAGAGAACCCCAGCGAGGAGGAUGGUGCUGUGGUUGACAAAAUCAUGUCCUCUCGUAUAGUCAAAAAGGAGGUCUCCCCGGGAGCUAUGGUGGAAUUGGAGGAGUUUUUUGUGAAAUACAAAAACUACUCAUACCUGCACUGUGAGUGGGCCACAGAGCAGCAACUGGAGAAAGACAAAAGGAUUCAGCAGAAAAUCAAACGCUUCAAGAUGAAACAAGCACAGAGGGCUCUCUUCUUUGCAGAUAUGGAGGAGGACCCCUUCAACCCUGACUAUGUUGAGGUAGACAGAGUACUUGAGGUAUCCUAUUGCGAGGACAAGGACACAGGAGAAGAGGUGGUGUACUACCUGGUCAAGUGGUGCUCCCUGCCUUAUGAAGACAGUACCUGGGAGCUGAAAGGGGAUGUGGAUCAGAGCAAGAUUGAGGAGUUUGAGCAGCUGCAGGCAGCCAAGCCAGGCUCAUGUCGGAUGGAGCGCCCCCCAGCCAGCCUGUGGAAGAAAAGGGAGCAAUCACGGGAGUACAGGAACGGCAACAGCCUCAGGGACUACCAGCUUGAAGGAGUCAACUGGCUUCUCUUCAACUGGUACAACAGACGGAACUGUAUCCUGGCAGAUGAGAUGGGCCUGGGGAAGACCAUCCAAUCCAUCACCUUCCUUGAGGAGAUCUACCGUGUGGGAAUCAAAGGGCCUUUCCUCAUCAUCGCACCGCUGUCCACCAUCGCCAACUGGGAGCGAGAGUUCCGCACCUGGACACACCUCAAUGUCAUCGUUUACCACGGCAGCGUAGUCAGCCGGCAGAUGCUGCAACAGUAUGAAAUGUACUUCAGGGAUGCACAGGGCCGUGUUGUGAGGGGUGCCUACAGGUUCCAGGCUGUCAUCACCACCUUUGAAAUGAUCUUGGGAGGCUGUCCCGAGCUUAAUGCUGUGGACUGGCGCUGUGUGAUCAUUGACGAGGCCCACCGCCUAAAGAACAAGAACUGCAAGCUUCUGGAGGGCUUUAAGCUCAUGAGUCUGGAGCACAAGGUCCUGCUGACAGGAACUCCUCUGCAGAACACUGUGGAAGAGCUCUUUAGUCUACUCCACUUCCUGGAGCCAGCUCGCUUUCCUUCAGAGAACACCUUCAUGCAGGAAUUUGGAGACCUCAAGACAGAGGAGCAGGUGCAGAAACUCCAGGGCAUCCUUAAGCCCAUGAUGCUGCGGCGAUUGAAGGAGGAUGUGGAAAAGAAGCUGGCCCCUAAAGAGGAGACUAUUAUUGAGGUGGAGUUGACCAACAUUCAGAAGAAGUACUAUCGUGCCAUUUUGGAAAAGAAUUUCUCCUUCCUGGCUAAAGGAGUUGGCCAGGCCAACGUGCCCAACCUGGUCAACACCAUGAUGGAGCUGAGAAAAUGCUGCAACCACCCCUACCUCAUCAAAGGUGCAGAAGAGAAGAUCCUUGAGGACUUCCGGGAGGUUUACAGCCCCGCUGCCAUCGACUUUCACCUGCAGGCAAUGGUGCAGUCUGCUGGGAAACUGGUCCUCAUUGACAAACUGCUUCCCAAGAUGAAGGCCGGUGGACACAAAGUGCUCAUCUUCUCCCAAAUGGUUCGCUGUCUGGACAUCUUGGAGGAUUACCUCAUUCAGAGAAGGUACCUUUAUGAGCGAAUAGAUGGUCGUGUUCGGGGGAACCUGCGGCAGGCUGCGAUUGACCGCUUCAGUAAGCCGGACUCAGACCGCUUUGUUUUCCUACUGUGCACAAGGGCUGGUGGCUUAGGCAUCAACCUCACGGCGGCAGACACCUGCAUUAUCUUUGACUCUGACUGGAACCCACAAAACGACCUGCAGGCACAGGCACGCUGUCAUCGGAUCGGUCAGAACAAGGCGGUGAAGGUGUACCGUCUAAUCACCAGGAACUCUUAUGAGCGGGAGAUGUUUGACCGCGCCAGUCUCAAGCUGGGCCUGGACAAAGCUGUGCUGCAGAGCAUGAGUGGCCGAGAAAACAGUCUUGGAGGAGGAGCAGGUGGAGGGGCGGUGCAACAACAGCUAUCUAAGAAAGAGAUUGAGGACCUGUUGAGGCGCGGGGCCUAUGGGGCCAUCAUGGAUGAGGAGGAUGAAGGGGCCAAAUUCUGUGAGGAGGACAUCGACCAGAUCCUCCAGCGCAGGACCAAGACCAUCACCAUUGAGUCUGAGGGCCGAGGGUCCACUUUUGCUAAGGCUAGUUUUGUGGCAUCUGGAAACCGCACAGACAUUGCUCUGGAUGAUCCAAACUUCUGGGAUAAGUGGGCCAAAAAAGCAGAGAUUGAUGUGGACAUGGUCAAUGGCAGAAAUAGCCUGGUAAUUGACACCCCUCGUGUAAGGAAACAGACACGGCCUUUCAGUGCGACAAAGGAUGAGUUGGCAGAGCUCUCAGAAGGUGAGAGUGAAAACGAUGAAACAAAGCCCAAGCUCCGGCGAGCCAAUGACCGCUUCAACAGCUAUGGACGCACAGAGUGCUUCAGAGUGGAAAAGAACCUCCUGGUAUACGGGUGGGGCCGUUGGAAAGACAUUCUCAACCAUGGUCGUUUUAAAAAGCACCUGACUGAGAGGGAUGUGGAGUCCAUCUGCAGGGCCCUGCUGGCUUAUUGCUUGGUCCACUACCGUGGAGAUGAUAAAAUCAAAAGCUUCAUGUGGGACCUGAUCGCCCCCACAGAGGAUGGACAAACCAAGGAGCUGCAGAAUCACUUGGGGUUGUCCGCGCCAGUACCACGGGGCAGAAAGGGUAAGAAGAUGAAGACCCAGUCUAGUGCCUUUGACAUCCACAAGGCUGAGUGGCUUAGAAAGCACAACCCAGAGCACAUGCUUCAGGACGAUGGCUACAAGAAACACCUCAAACACCACUGCAACAAGGUGCUGCUCCGGGUCAGAAUGCUCUACUACUUGAAACAAGAGGUGAUCGGAAGCCAGUCCCAGAAGGUGCUAGACGGUGUGGAUUCCAGUGAGCUCAAGAUUUGGGUGCCAGAGCCAGACAAUUCGGAGUUGCCAGCUCUGUGGUGGGAUGCCAUCGCUGACAAGUGUUUGCUGUUAGGCAUUUUUAAGCACGGCUAUGAGAAGUACAAUACUAUUCGUGCAGAUCCUGCCCUUUGCUUCCUAGACCGUGUGGGGCGGCCAGAUGACAAGGCUAUCGCUGCCGAACAGAGAGCAAAUGAUUAUAUGGACGGAGAUGUGGACGACCCAGAAUACAAGCCUGCCCCAGCUUUGCUGAAGGAUGAUAUGGAGGAUGACGCCUCUUCUCCUGGAGACUUGGUUGUUACUGACAAUGCUGGAGAUGUGGCUCCGCUGAUGGAAGGAGACGCUGCGUACUGGCCCUCUUCCUCGGUACUGACAGCCAGGCUGAGACGUCUGAUCACGGCCUCCCAGCGCUUUACCAAGAGCCGGCAGAUCCUGCACAUCCAUCAAGCCCAAGCCCAGACUCAUGCCCAGCAGGCCAUGAUGAUGGCCACUCCGCUUUGCCCACUUCCUCCCACCCUCAAUGACACACUCAACCCCAAGAUGGCCGCCAAGAUCGAACGCCAGCAAAGAUGGACUAGGCGAGAGGAGGCUGACUUUUACCGGGUAGUCUCUACUUUUGGUGUGGUGUUUGACCCAGACUUGGGCCGCUUUGACUGGACCAAGUUCAGGGCCAUGGCUCGGCUGCACAAGAAGACUGAUGAGAGCCUGCAGAAAUACCUGUGGGCUUUCACUGCUAUGUGUAGAAGGGUGUGUCGUCUGCCAGCUAAAGAAGGAGACUCUGUGGUAGACCCGUCUCUGUCCAUUCAGCCUAUCACAGAGGAGCGAGCGUCUCGUACCCUGUACAGGGUGGAGCUGCUUCGCCAGGUGAGGGAGCAGGUCCUUCGCCACCCACAGCUCUUCGAGCGCCUGUCCCUGUGCCAAAUGGGCUCGGACCUGCCCGUCUGGUGGGAGCCCGGUACCCAUGACCGUGACCUGCUCAUUGGUGCUGCCAAGCAUGGCGUCAGCCGCACAGACUACCACAUCCUCCGAGACCCCGACUUGGGUUUCAUGGCUGCGCAGCGCAACUACAGUCAGACAAAGGCAGCGCAGCAGCAGUCCCGCACACCCACACCACUUGUACAGCCUCAGUACCAAGCCACCAGCUCAGCACUGACUGGGUCUCCACUGCCCACGCUGGCACAGAGGGACAUGGAUCCCUCGGGGAUUGUGCCCAAAGAGGAGCCACCCUCAGAAGGGGAGGAGAGCCAGGAGAAGCAGGAGGAGAGUUGGAGCCCUCCUCCAGCACCUGCUACUCCCACAGGUGUAGAAGAAAAGCCAGUCCCUGUGAAAGAGGAGAAUGACAGGCGGAUGGUGGCAGCUCGAACCAAGCCGCUCACACCAAACUCAGCAGAGAGGAAAGCCAAGAAAGCCAGCAAGAGGAGCCGCAGGGAGGCCAGGCGUGGCUCAGAGUCCGACUCAGAUGGCUCCUCCUCAAGUUCCUCAUCACGAUCCUCCUCAUCAUCUUCAUCAUCAUCUUCUUCCUCCUCACGCUCUGGAUCCAGCUCUUCCUCCUCUUCAUCAUCUUGUUCAUCUGGUUCCUCAUCUUCCUCCUCCUCCUCAUCAUCAUCUUCAGAAGAUAGUGAGAGUGAGGGAGACGAAGGCAAGAAGAAAGUGGCAGCAGCAGCCACUGUAAAGGGCUUUGAUGAGGACAGCGUUGCAUCCCUCAGCACUAUGCAGGAUGAAACCCAGGACAGCAAUGCAGCUGAGAAUGGCAUCACCAACUCUUCACAUCCUUUCCAGGGAGGCUACAUGCUGGCAGCAUCCUACUGGCCAAAGGAUCGCGUGAUGAUCAAUCGUUUAGAUAGCAUCUGCCAGGCUGUGCUGAAGGGGAAGUGGCCGGGCACACGUCGGGUCUACGAGCCCGGGGGGGCGGUGGCCUCCUUUUAUACCACCAAGCUACUGGACAACGCCAACAGCCUGUGUGAGGACCCCUCUGCCUCGCCACAGGGGUCAAAGGUGAAGAAGCAUGUUGCAGAAAACAAGGAGUUCUCAGUCAAACUCAACGAUCAGGAGGGGGGCCUGAAGCUGACCUUCCAGAAGCAGGGUCUGCCCCUGAAGAGGCCCCUGGAGUCCGAGGAGGGCCCCCAGGCUCAGCAACAGUACCUAGCCCGGCUACAUGAGCUGCAGAACGCCUCUGACACGGGCUUAGCUGACAUUACCAAGCCUCAGGCGAGCUUCCAGCAAGUUCCCCCAGGUGUAGCAAGUCAGAUGAGACCAAAUGGAGUGCUAGAUGGUCAGCCUGUGGUGAAGAGGAGGAGAGGGAGGAGGAAGAACGUGGAAGGAAUGGACCUGCUCUUCAUGAACAGGAACAGAAUCCCAGCUGUGCCAGACCACGUGCCCCCAGGAUGGGGUGGCAUUGGCCAGGUGGGCCUGGCUGUGGCUCCUGUGCCGGGCUAUGGGCAGGGCCAAAGUCAGGCCCCCACAGACACAGAGAGCAGGGUUCCUGUCAUCAACCUCAAAGAUGGUACCCGGCUUGCUGGAGACGAUGCUCCCAGGAAGAAAGAUCUGGAACAGUGGCUGGAAGAGCACCCGGGCUUUGUGGCUGACACAGGGGCCUUCAUCCCUGGAGUGAACAAAAUACAGCUCCAGUUCCAGGAUGGGAGGCCCAAGCAGAAGAGACACCGCUGUAGGAACCCAAAUAAGAUUGAUGUCAACAGCCUGACAGGAGAGGAGAGGGUGCAGAUCAUUAACAGGAGAAAUGCGCGCAAGGUGGGGGGUGCCUUUGCUCCUCCUCUGAAGGAUCUGUGCCGGUUCCUUCAGGAGAACCCAGAGUACGGUGUUCCACCAGAGUGGGCAGAUGUAGUCAAACAGUCGGGCUACCUCCCAGAGAGUAUGUUUGACCGCAUCUUGACGGGACCCAUUGUUCCUGAGGAAGUUAGUCGCCGUGGACGGCGACCUAAGAACCCUUUAGCCAAGGCAGCGGCAGCAGCAGCAGCUGCUAACCCAGCAGCUUCAACCAUGGGCCUGAACCCUUUGCUGGCCAAUGGCCUGCUCUCUGGAAUGGACCUAACAAGCCUGCAGGCCUUCCAGAGCCUGCAGUCCCUGCAGCUCACCGCAGGACUUAUGGGGCUGCCCACUGAUGCUAGUAACCUUGCUGCUAGUAACUUGGCCGCCAUGUUUCCAAUGAUGCUCUCUGGUAUGGCUGGACUGCCCAACUUGCUGGGCAUGAGCAACCUGCUGGGAAAGUCCCCUCAGGAGGGAGCAGCGGGCUCCGAGGACAAGGCAAAAGGAGCCACCAGUGGAGGAGCAGGGAAGGCAUGCACCCCCAAAGCCCCCGGCCAUACCUCAGACACCAAAGGAGAAAGGACAGAGGGCAUGAGCGGGGAUAACCCCUCCUCUUCCAAUGCCACCUCUUCUGCCACCACCCCACCAAGUGCUACGGCUGCUUCAGCAGCCUCCAGACACCCACUGUCCCUUAAUCCCUUGUUACUCUCCAGUAUGCUUUACCCAGGGAUGCUUCUCACUCCAGGCCUUAACCUUCCUGGGUCGGCCGCACAGCCACAGAGCUCAAACAGUGACCUCACACAGCCUCCUCCACCUCCUCCUCUGCCACCUGCCCCCUCGCAGCCUUCACCUGGGGAGAUGGAACGGCCAGGGGCAGAGAAGGAGGGGGAGGAGGAGGAUGGGGAGGAAGAGUUAGCUGAACAAAAGGAGAACAGUGGCCCCGAGGACUCGGGGAAAGCCGAGUCAUCGUCAUCCGAGUCUGGGAGCUCCUCAUCAUCAUCGGAUGAUUCUGACUCCAGUGAUGAAGACUGAGCCCAGUCUGAAUAUAUAAAUAUAAAUAUAUUUAUGUAUCGCUUAGAAAUGUGUACAUAUAUAUACACAUAUAUAUGGAUUUUCCUGCACUUAAAUUGUGAUUUCUUUACAUGUAAAUAUAAGAACUAACUAAAAUGUUGUGUAAUAAAGACUUCAAAAAAAUUUUAAAAAAUAGGAAGAAAGAAUUGUGACUUAAAAGGAAUUGAAAUGAAAUUUCAGCGUUUGUUCAUAAGGUACAAUCUUGUUUUGAGACAUUUUGCAUGUCAAAUUUUAGAUUUCUGAACUCUGUGAACGUGUAUCACACAAUGAUGUACAAUUGCAACAAAUGGGGGAUAAAAGAAAUCAAAAUGGCAUUAUUGUAAUUAUUAUGUCAGGAUUUAAUUUUAUUAAAAAAAGUGAAACUACAUGAACGCUCCCAUUGAGCUGUACUAUUAAUAUAUUUUGAGUGUGGAGAUCUGGGGAGUUGAAUUUAUUUUACAAAUUUUUUUUCCCUUUUGUAAAUAUGCUUUUACAGGUUCCCAUUCACUUAUGCUUUGCAGAUCAUACUUUGGAUAAGUCAGCAAUAACUCGGGCAGCUAAUGAAUGUCACUGAAGCUGUAGAUCUUCUCUGUCGGCCAUAUUUCACCCCACACUGUCCAACUCACACAGCCUCAGCCGCCUACCGCUUCGCUUCAUAUCAAACUGAGGACUUCACUUUGAAAUUGUGACACACCUGUCGGAAGAAACAACAAUAACCUAUUGCUCAUCAAAUUAUCAACAAUGUAGAGCAUCCAGUCUUUAGAAUUCAGUUUUGCUCCACACACUUGAGUCAGCCACUACCCUAAAAGUACCAUAAUGUAAUUGGCAGGCAUCUCAUUGAGCUUUUCUACAUCAUCAUUGAACAAAGCCAUGCGACAUGCUAACACAUUGUAUAUCCCAAGGUUCACUUUAGCCACCCACGGAAGGCUGACUGUCACUUGCACAUGUUGACUUUGAUUAGUGUGAAGACCUUAGGAAACACAAGGGACUUUUAGGACAGAAAGCAACCUUUUACUGUGUGCCAAAAAACUGCCUGCUGUAGACUAGUCGCGUCUCGAGAAAGUUUAGUUGCGUCUAUGCUGUA
Lampris incognitus (smalleye Pacific opah) is the source of this 10287-nucleotide messenger RNA. RefSeq names its product chromodomain helicase DNA binding protein 9 (gene chd9). The coding region runs from base 195 to 9185 and encodes 2996 amino acids. The transcript is spliced from 39 exons. NCBI's taxonomy places the organism in Eukaryota, Metazoa, Chordata, Actinopteri, Lampriformes, Lampridae. Gene Ontology annotation, molecular function: ATP-dependent chromatin remodeler activity; ATP binding; protein binding. The record is from RefSeq and is a predicted model, not a curated record.